This is a messenger RNA of Sciurus carolinensis (gray squirrel), 1104 nucleotides long. RefSeq names its product peroxisomal testis enriched protein 1 (gene Pxt1). Gene Ontology annotation, cellular component: peroxisome; nucleus. Gene Ontology annotation, biological process: positive regulation of apoptotic process. NCBI's taxonomy places the organism in Eukaryota, Metazoa, Chordata, Mammalia, Rodentia, Sciuridae. The record is from RefSeq and is a predicted model, not a curated record.
AUGAGGAAGAAAAAACACCAGGGCAUUGUUUAUGAACCUAAAGAAGUUCUGAAUUCUGGCUCUAAAGUAACAAAUUGUUGCAAAUCACUGUGGGCAAAAUACAGUUUUCAGAGGGCAUACAUGACUCAACUUGUCAGCUCCCACACAGCAGCCAUGUCAAGGAAUCCAGAUCAUCAUUCACUUUCUCAGUUCAAGGAGAGUAGCCUUGGCCAGAAUCAUCACCAGGAGGAAGUAAUCCAGAAGUUGGCCAUGCAAUUGAGACACAUUGGGGACAGCAUCGAUUAUAGGAUGGCACAAGAGGAUCUUCAACAGGAAGGCAGAGAUGCGCUGGCUCAUUUUGCUUUAUUUGUCUUUAGAAGAGUUCGGGUUUUGUUGGGCUUUUUCUGGAAUAACCAUUUGCUGUAAAAGGAUUAUAAAUGUCAAGUUCUGUUUUUCCUCUGCCUUCUGAGAAAUGUGAAUCCUGCUGAGACAGAUGGGAAGAAGACCCUCCUCCUCUACCUCUUCUCUUUUUACUCAUCAUGGUUGGUCUGUGUGGGUUUGCUGGAGAACUGUGGGCACACAGGGCACUGUCAGCAACCAGCUGUGAGAUGUCUGCGACUCAUCAUGUGAAGCCCGGGGAGUAAUCAGGAGCCCAGAAAAUGCCAACAUUGUGGAUGGGCCCAGUGAUCCCUACAUGGAAACCUUGAUCACUUCCUUCCAUGAAUGAAAUAGAACAUGUCAUCAAAACAGGUCACAGAGAUGGGCACUCUCUCCUGGGCAUCUCCCUGGGGAUCAUGCCCUUCUUGACCUUUGGCCCUACUUCCUUAAGUCCAGAUGUGCCCUGCCAGCUUCUCCUCAGCACGUUUCCCAGCCCCACCUCAAUCCUAGCUCGUCUACUCUGUGGAAAGUCUGAGGAAGCUUCAGUCUCUAAUACUCAAAUCUAUCACCGAUCUUCAUUCCCAAUUCCAUGUCUAGAACCUGCCCACUCCCAUCACCACUACUGCUGGUGAUCCAAACCUCCUCGGGUUUGGAUUCUACAACACUGAAGUUCUUUUCUCACGCUCCCUCCCCCGCGACCCCUUCACAUCUUUCCUAACCACUUUGCUCCCCACCACCCCUGACCCU